Molecule: messenger RNA, 2741 nt
Organism: Astyanax mexicanus (Mexican tetra)
Lineage: Eukaryota; Metazoa; Chordata; Actinopteri; Characiformes; Acestrorhamphidae
Product: zinc-alpha-2-glycoprotein-like
Exons: 5
Coding region: 152-1120 (322 amino acids)
Biological process (GO): immune response
Cellular component (GO): external side of plasma membrane
Source: RefSeq, a predicted model, not a curated record
GGUCCAGCCCCUCAGAGUGCAGAGUGGGAGGGAGCUGGACACUCAGAAGGAACAUCGGGAAGGAUCUGAUCUGAUCUGCUGAACUUUAUUUACUGAAAUCAGUUUUUUUUUUUAUGAAAUUUUAACCCAAUUUAAAGAUCAGAAGGAGGAGAUGGGGGUCUCUACAGCAGUGUGUGUUUUUCUACUGACUACAAUCGUCCUUUCUACACUCGGAGAGAGACACUCCCUGUACUACAUUUACACCGGCCUCAACAAAGACCUGGAUCUACCAGGAAUCUACGAGUUCACAGCUCUGGGGCUGCUGUGUGACCGAGAGAUCGACUACUACAACAGUAAGGAGCAGAAGAAGAUUCCUAAACAGAGCUGGAUGAUGGAGAAGAUGCAGGAAGAUUACUGGGAAAAAGGAACCCAGUCUCGCAAGAGUAAAGAACAGUGGUUCAAGGUCAACGUGGAUAUUCUGAUGCAGAGGAUGAACCACAAUAGCACGGAUCUUCAUGUUCUUCAGUGGAGAUACGGCUGUGAGAUCGAGGAGUCCAGUGGAGAGGUGAAGUUUCUGAGAGGGAUUAGUGAGUUCGGUUAUGAUGGAUCAGAUUUUCUCUCCUUUGAUAUUGAAAACAGGCUCUGGAUCACUUCAGUUCCACAAGCUGAACCAACCAAGAGGAAAUGGGAUUCUGUGGCCAUCCUGGGACAGUACACCAAGGGCUACCUGGAGAAAGAGUGUGUGCUGUUGCUCACCAAGUUCCUGGAGUACAGAAAAGAAUCACUGCAGAAAGCCGCACCACUGGAUGUUCAAGUUUUCGCAAAACCAUCAGUAAGUGACUCGAGUAAGCUGACGCUGACCUGCCUGGCUACUGGAUUCUACCCCAAAGACGCGACAGUGAUCUGGAGAAGAUCCAGCUCACCUCUAUCUGAAGAUCUGAUCACAUCUUCUGGAAUCAGACCCAAUGAUGAUGGAACCUACCAGCUGAGGAAGAGUGUGGAGAUACUGGGAGCUGAGAAAGACCAGUACGAGUGUUACGUGACUCACAGAACCCUCAAAGAACCAGUCAUUAAAAAACUGGGUGGAGCACCAAUCAACACCGAUCUCCCAGAAGAGUUAGAAAUGCUUCCAUCCUUUUAAGCUUCUGCUCACCUGAUGGUGAUUAAUGGGGUGAAACAUGGUCAGAUUAAGAAAAAUAAUCACCAUUUACUGAAACUGAGCUGUCUUUUUUCUAUUGAAAUAAUUCAAAUAAGUUUACUUAUACUUAUUGUGGAAUUAAUGCAUUUAAACUACGAACAUAUACAUCUAAACAAGAUUUUAGGAUUUUAAAAUAGUCCUGAUGUGCUUUUAUAUCUUCUAAACACAAAAUCUGCAUGAAAUUAUACAUACCUUUAUUUACACUGCUGCCAUAUAUAAGGGUCAUUCCACUGAAUAGGUGCCAUUACUGUCCCCAGGAAAUGACAUGUAUAAAUGUGCACACAAAAUAACUUUAAAAUACAUUUUAUUACUAAGCAUAGUGUGUUGUACAUUGACCUAAUUCCAAAAGAAAAAUAUGUAAUUAAAAAAAUUAUUAACAUCUACUUACAACACUGAAAAAAUAGCAUUUGUUACCUGUUACUUCCACUCUCUAACUAUAAACUUUACCAUAAAAUAUAAUGAUUAAAAUCCUUUAGCAUUGUUGUGCGACUCCAAAUCCCAUCUAUGCUUUAAAAAUAUUUUUUCAUAAUAAAUUCAUAAUAUUUAAGUUAAAAUACACAAUUUAGUUGUGUCCCUGGGUUUCACUCAGUCCUGUUACCGUAACACAUUACCCCUGAAUCUGAAACACCUGGAACAUUCUACAACAGGAAGUCACAUCUACAACAGGAAGUGACAUCAGCUGGUUCUGGUUCUGAAGAUCAUGUGAAGAACAGAAUUAAGUUCCUCGUUAGUUUUUUUCUGUAUAUUUGAUCUUAUUGUAAUGAUGACUGAGGAGCUCAAUCUCAACACAUCCCAUUUUUUUAUCUUUAAAAUACAAAUUUUGGGGAAAAAAUCACUAGAAUGAGCUCAGUGUCCUCAUGCUAUUAGCAUAGCCGCCAUUUAGCUAUCAUUCAUGUUUUUGCUAAUUCUAUGCCAAAAACGUAUUUGUUACUUUAAUUCAUGUUACUCAUAACAUAAAAAGUAACAGGAGUGAGUUUCAGUAACAGGAGUGAGUUUCAGUAACAGGAGUGAGUUUCAGUAACAGGAGUGAGUUUCAGUAACAGGAGUGAGUGCCAGUAACAAGAGUGAGUUUCAGUAACAGGAGUGAGUUUCAGUAACAGGAGUGAGUGCCAGUAACAGGAGUAUUUUUUUUUGGUCAUAGAUAUCAAUUACUUCAACAUGCAGUCUAUAAUUAUUUCUUUAAAAUAAUGUUUUUCUUGAGAGAAAAUUAAAGGAAUUAGUGGACUUGCUUUUAAACAUGCUUUUUAAAUUUAUGAGUUUUGUAAAAAUACUCAGAUUAGAAACCUUGUAGAAAAAAUGAAGUAAAGCUGCCUGAGUUUGACCAGUACAUGUUAUGAAUAGUUAAAUAUAUGUGUUAUUAGAUUCAGAGUUGAAAAAAGAUAAAACAUUAAGUUUAAUUUGGUUUAAUUCAGAGUUACAACAAGCAAAUGGCACUGAUUCGAUGGAACGGCCCAUAUAUAUAUAAUCACAGCCUCUGCAGGCAUUUAAUCCAGUAUAUUACUAAUGCAUUGUUAUUCUGUGAAUUUUAUUUCAGAAUAUAAUAAAUAAAAUAUCUACACCAUCA